Durio zibethinus is the source of this 1575-nucleotide messenger RNA. RefSeq names its product putative 2-oxoglutarate-dependent dioxygenase SLC1. The record is from RefSeq and is a predicted model, not a curated record. Lineage: Eukaryota; Viridiplantae; Streptophyta; Magnoliopsida; Malvales; Malvaceae.
AUAGGUUAGACACCAAAGCCUCUUCUUCAUAUCCCUGACCACUUGGUUAAUUUCAUUCUCUUACGAAAAAUUUCACUGUCAUUUCCUUGCUUUUCAGCUUUUUUUUCACCAAAAAGAGUUAGGAAUUCAUGUCUCCCCCUGCAAUGGCAAUGGCAAACUAUGAUGCAACAGAAUCUGAGUUCCAGAAAGGAGUGAAACAUCUUUUUGAAAAUGGAGUUAGUAAACUUCCUAAUAAGUAUGUAUUGCCUGUAUCUGAUCGACCCAAUGAAGAUAAAGAGCAGCCAAAUGUGUCUAAGUCUAAUCUUAAACUGCCCAUAAUCGAUAUCGCUGAAUUACAAGGCCCAAACAGGUCCCACGUCCUCAACUCCCUCUCCUCUGCUUGUGAAGAAUAUGGGUUUUUUCAGGUGGUAAAUCAUGGCAUCCCCAUUGAAGUUAUAAGAAGCGUGAUGGAUGUGAGCACCAGAUUCUUUGGGCUCCCGUAUGAGGAAAGAGCAAAGUACAUGUCCCCUGACAUGGUCUCACCUGUUCGAUAUGGAACUAGCUUAAACCAGACCAAAGAUACUGUGUUCUGUUGGAGAGACUUCUUAAAGCUUGUCUGCCAUCCAUUAGCAGAUGUUCUCCCUCAUUGGCCUUCCUCUCCCCCGGACUUCAGGGAAUUGGCUACUACCUACGUAAAAGAAACCAAGUACCUGUUCCUAAGGAUCACGGAGGCCAUCCUGGAAAGCCUGGGGCUGUGGCGUGCCACCCAGGACAAGACACCAGAAGACGAUGAAAUACUAAAGCAAUUCCAUGAUGGAAGCCAGCUAAUGGUGGUUAACUGUUUUCCUCCCUGCCCUGAACCUGACCUUACCUUAGGAAUGCCACCACACUCGGAUUACGGAUUCCUAACCCUUCUUCUCCAGGAUGAAGUUCAAGGUUUACAAAUCCAAUACAAAGGAAAAUGGAUUACUGUUGAACCAAUGGCCAAUUCAUUUGUUGUUAACGUUGGUGAUCACCUUGAGAUAUUUAGCAACGGAAGAUACAAAAGUGUGCUGCAUAGAGUUUUGGUGAAUCCAUCAAAGCCUCGGCUAUCGGUAGCCACAUUGCAUAGUCUGCCUUUCGAUUGCAUGGUUGGACCGUCGCCGAAAUUGAUUGACGAAGCAAAUCCAAGACGCUACAAGGAUACAGAUUUUGCCACUUUUCUUGAACACAUCUCAUCUUGUGAGCCCAAGAAGAAGAAUUUCUUGGAAUCCAGGAAAUUGACCUGAAAAUAUUGGAGGUGGAACCCAGGAUUGGAAAUGUUUGUGUUGACUUUCGUUAUCAUAUGCAGACAUUAUUAGUUGAAGUGCUUGUAAUUGUUUUUUUUUUAUAUAUUUUUUCCUUAGGUCAACUAUAUGGAAAAGAAAAUACCCAAAAAUCUUAGCUUACCCUUUCCCUACGUAAUAAAUGCUACAGUUCCAAAGACGACCAAGACAAAUGGACAGUUAGAGUAUGUUGUGAAGAUCGUAGUAUUAAUAAUGAUAAAUUGUAUUAAAAGUAUACGAGGUGAAUUGUAAUUUUUUUUAUUUAUCAUCAAACUACUAUAUUUUUUGUGAA